This is a messenger RNA of Sitodiplosis mosellana (orange wheat blossom midge), 1437 nucleotides long. RefSeq names its product pickpocket protein 28-like. Lineage: Eukaryota; Metazoa; Arthropoda; Insecta; Diptera; Cecidomyiidae. The record is from RefSeq and is a predicted model, not a curated record. The transcript has 10 exons. Gene Ontology annotation, cellular component: membrane. Gene Ontology annotation, biological process: sodium ion transmembrane transport. Gene Ontology annotation, molecular function: ligand-gated sodium channel activity. The coding region runs from base 1 to 1437 and encodes 478 amino acids.
AUGUUCAGACCGCAUUUGAUUAAGAGGAUCAAACCAGUCAAUGUCAAAGAACCAAUCAAGCAAAUCAACUCAAGCACUUGGAUCAAAGCAUCGGAAGAUGUUUGUUGCGGUGAGAAUAUACGAGAGAUGGGUGCAACGAGCACAUCGAUAACUGACUUGCCAUUCCCAGCAAUUACGAUUUGCAAUGUCAACAAAGCUCGUAAUAGUGUUGCUACGAAAUUCACGCCAGGUUCGAGUCAAAGUAUUUGGCUGCAAAAUAUUUGCUAUGACGAGUAUGAAAAUAUUACGUUUGCAGAAGGUGAUGCACAGAAAGAAAGUCGUGACUGGCAGACUUUUAAGCAAUACUUGUUAAAUAUUUCACAGCCUUGCAGUAAAAUGUUGCUACAAUGUCGAUAUGCGCUGGAAACAUUCCAGUGCAUGGAAGUUUUCGACACCGUUUUGUCCGAUGAAGUUGUUCCAGAAUUUCUCUACAUGAAUCCAUCAAAUGCUUCAAGUAACUUUGAAGACGAUGUUAUCGACCAAGCUAUUCCCGUUGACUGGACACCAGAAAAAGGGUAUGCCGACUUGAAUAUAAAGAAAAAAGCCACACCACGACCAUCAGCAGGACCAGGCAGUCAUUUAGGAUUAUACGUUAUGCUAAACGGGGACGUAUCCGACUAUUUCUGCUCGUCAACAAGUAGUGCGGGCUUUAAAAUUUUAUUGCAUAAUCCAACGGAAACACCACGGAUCAGUGAUUUUGGAAUGACGUGUGGCUGCGUGAUUUACUACAUGCCGCGAAUCAAUCUAGAUGCGAAAAUUUGCAAUCGCGUCAACAGUAAAUGUUACAAUGCGGUUCGAAUAUCGAUGGAGCGUGGUGACAACAUAAAAUAUAAGUGUAAUUGUCUGCCGGGCUGCGAUGAACUCAGUUUUUUAGGUGAAAUAUCAGGAUCACCGCUCACCACAACACAUUUUCAAACGACAAAUCAAUUGAUCAAUUUUUCAGCCGAAGUCAUCAAAAGGGACAUAGCAAUCGUUCAAGUGUUUUAUGCCGACAGUUUGUUUCGAAGCUAUGUCAAAGAUGAGUUGAUUGGCUUUACAGAGUUUCUAUCAAACACGGGCGGAUUGUUAGGGUUAUUCAUGGGUUUUUCGGCGGUUUCGCUGGUUGAAAUGCUCUAUUUCAUAUCAUUACGUCUGUAUUGUCGUCGAUACUAUGGCGGCCGCGGUUCGAAACAUCUUUCCAAAAGGGUCGAUACAAUUUCAAGGCUGAUCUCGAAAAAUCAUCGUCACAUUUGGCCAUUUGUUUGGACUCAUUCUCAAAAUAUGGAUCGAAUCAAAAAUAACAACAAUUCAAUGUUGUCAGCCUACGACUACAGUAGACGUUACCAUCAUCGUGGUGUUCAAGUAAAUAGUGGCUGGAAGGCACCCACUGAAACAGCUGUUUAUCCAUAUUUAGACUGA